Messenger RNA from Arctia plantaginis, 1446 nucleotides. Lineage: Eukaryota; Metazoa; Arthropoda; Insecta; Lepidoptera; Erebidae. The record is from the annotation of a GenBank genome assembly.
AUGGCUGUAGCUAUGCUAUUAAUUGUCGUGAGUCAUGUACUUCAUAUUGGCUGUGGAGUAAACAUCGGGCUACAUAUGCAAAUGUUUAACGGAUUGAAUGCUAAUAAGAAAAGUACUUCAUUCAGAAAAGUGAAUAAAGAUAACAUGAGCGCUGGCAGUGUGGCGUUGGACCGGGAGCUGGCAAGCACGCGUCGCCUACUGUGGGGCGAUCAAGUGAAGGACGAUGUUUUCCGGCGAUGGGCCCAAGGCUUCCAAUUUAGUCCAGAUGAGCCCAGUGCCCUCAUUCAACUAGAAGGGGGACCUUGUGCAGCUAUUGCGCCCGUCCAGGGCUUUCUGCUAAAAAUACUGUUAUCUGAGACACCAGGACACAGUUUUCAUGACUUAACGUCAGAGAAGUGCGAUUCUCUACUGGUUAGGGCUGUGUGUACAAUAUUAAGUCAGUGUCUAGCUCCUAAGUACAAUGUUGCCGUGUACAGGAAGAACGAACCUGAUGCUGAAACCAGUGGUGGCAAUAAUGUGGAGGGACAAUCCAACACAGUGUGUGAUACCAUAGAACAAUUCCAUCGGCGGAUAGAAGUUCAUCCUUUUCAGACUUUAUCUGAAGUGGAAUCAUUCUACACAAGGAACAUUAGAAUACUGAAGGACAAAUAUGGUGUUCUACUUCUGUUGUAUAGUGUUAUUCUCAGCAAGGGGAUCUCUGUAGUAGAGGCGGAACUUUCAGAACUGUCAGAUCCCUUAAUCCAUUCAACGUAUGGCUAUGGUUCACAAGGACUCAUUAAUUUAAUGCUCACUGGAAGAGCAGUGGCACAUGUUUGGGAUCAUGACCAAGUUGUGGGUGGACUUAGGCUGCGUGGCAUUGAACAACAAAAUGACAUUGGAUUCCUCACAAUCAUGGAACACAUGCAGUAUUGUACUGUUGGUUCGUUUUACAAAAACCCCAAACACCCAGUUUGGGUUUUAGCUUCAGAUACACAUCUUACAGUUUUGUUCUCUCUCGAGCGACGAUUAGCUGCACCAGAAACAGUUGGGGAAUCAGCAGAGCGAAUUUUUCGCUCCUUUGAUCCUGAGGGAAACAAUUUUAUUCCUUCAGCUGCACUUCAAGAUGUACUAUGUGCUGCUGACCUUGUUAGUGAACCCGAAUAUGUGGAAUUGAUGAGAAGGAAAUUAGAUUCUGAAAACUUAGGCAUAAUUUUGCUUAGUGCAUUCAUGGAUGAAUUCUUCCCUGGAUGUGAGCAUGGAGCACCUGAUACAUUCACGAUUCACCAUUACAAUGGUCUGCUCCGCAGCAACCCUGGUACCCGUGUCUUGUACCGGACUGGACGCGCAGCUCUCCUUGAGUGUCCAAUGCGUGCUGCCAGUACAGAUGCUAUGCUGACGUGUCUGCAGACCAAGUGGCCUAGCAUUGAUGUAGUAUGGGAUGAUGGACAGUCUCCGUCUCUUAACUAG